Molecule: messenger RNA, 195 nt
Organism: Aspergillus ochraceoroseus IBT 24754
Lineage: Eukaryota; Fungi; Ascomycota; Eurotiomycetes; Eurotiales; Aspergillaceae
Exons: 2
Coding region: 1-195 (64 amino acids)
Biological process (GO): protein phosphorylation
Molecular function (GO): protein kinase activity
Source: RefSeq, a predicted model, not a curated record
AUGCGCGAUGCGAUCCGGGCUGCAACCCAGGGCAGCGUGAUGGACUCUGAGGAACGAUCCUGUUUAAGAUCGGAUACUUUUGUAUUUACACAUCACGACCUGGCACCUCGGAAUGUCCUUCUUUCACCCUCAGAAUUUGGAUUUUUCUUGUUCACCGAGAAGUUUGCCUACCGUAUUGUGGAACUGAUUUGUUGA